Symbiodinium necroappetens is the source of this 1488-nucleotide messenger RNA. The record is from the annotation of a GenBank genome assembly. NCBI's taxonomy places the organism in Eukaryota, Dinophyceae, Suessiales, Symbiodiniaceae.
AUGACAGAUUUCCCCGUUGAGCAGGACCAGGCGACCCAGUCGGAGCCCGCGACGCAGGCAACGCAGGGUUUCAAUGUGGAGUCGCAGGCCACUGGGGAGUCUUGUCAUGCGGUAGUCUUUUCCACCAACGGCGAUGGGAAGUUCGAAUUCGAGCUGGAAGGGGCCAGCAACGAGAUCUUCCUUGGACGCUCGCCAGAUUGUGAGAUCCAAGCCAAGGACAUGCACGUGUCCAAGAAGCACCUUCGGAUUUAUCGUGAUGAGCAGCUGUGUUAUUUCAUCGAGCAGCUCAGCCCUGCUGGGACCUUCAUCAAUACACAGUACAUGAAGAAGGGGGAGCGCCGUGUGCUGAACCAUGGUGAUGCCAUCACGAUUACAAGCCAGCUCUCUUCCAAUACAAUUCCUUUCGCAUCCUUCUUCUUUCGCAUGACAGGACAGACUGAGGUGACGGCAUCACGAGAAGUUGCAAACUUGGCCAAAGUUAGAGUUGAUACAUCGGAUUGCGAUCUUCGGCAUCUGGUCACCGACGGCUGGGUGAGGAGGCAGUGGGACAUCUCGCAGAAAUUGGGCGGUGGUGCCUUCAGCACCGUAAAGCUGGGUGUGCGCACCAAGAAGGGGAGCAAAGAACAGCUCAUGCCAGGGCUGAGAUGUGCCAUGAAGAUCAUCGACAAACGGAAGUUGACGAAAUUUCAGAGGAAGCGUUCCUCCGGGGAGAGUUUGAAUCAGGAGCCGGAACUGAUCAGCAGCCUUCAGCACCCCAACAUUGUGUCCUGCCUUGAGUGGUUCCAGACGGAGACCUGCAUUUACCUUGCUCUGGAGUUGAUCCAUGGUGGGGACCUGCUUCACGACUUGAUGUCUGGGGGCUGCUUGACUGAGAUGCAAGCGCUGCGAAUCUUCCGGCAGAUCUGCAGUGUAGUGGAGUACCUCCAUGUCACGGUGAAGUUGGUGCACAGAGACUUGAAGCCGGAUAACAUCCUCCUAACCAGCAGAGACCGGGAUACGAUGACUCCCAAGCUCGCCGACUUCGGCUUUGCCCGGCUCAACAUGAAAUCGAUGGACUGCCACACCUACUGCGGAUCACCGCACUACUUUGCCCCAGAGGUGAUUCGUGCAGCCCAGGAUCCAAGCUGCGGAUAUGGCAAGCCGGUGGACAUGUGGAGUCUUGGGGUCAACCUCUACAUCAUGCUCUGUGGCAUGCAACCUUUCGAGGAUGAGGACCUUGACAUGCAGAUCCUGCAUGGCUGCUGGCAGUUCGAUGUUCCCAAGUUUCAUGAAGUCUCCGAGCAGGCGAAAGAUCUUAUCCGCAAGCUGCUGGCGGUGAAUCCCAGCGAGCGCAUCAACAUCCAAGAGACCCUCAAAGAGCCGUGGCUCUGCACUGACGGCCUCGCCACUCUGGUGUGCUCGACGAAGGUCGAUGGUGUGCAGCGGGGGGAGCACCCGGCGGAACCAGGACAUAAAAAGCGCAAAGUGGAGUUUGACCCGGCUUCUUGA